GCUGCUGUAAGCUCGGUCUUGUCUGCGGAGAGCGCCUGGGCAUCUCCGACGGCUGCUGGAGGAGAGGUUGGAAGACCUCGCCCAUCACCUGCUGUGUAUCAGCCAAGAACGUGUUUUUGAAACAUGAAUCUUCCACUCGUCCUCACUGCCUUUUGCUUGGGAAUAGCCUCUGCUGCUCCAAAAUUUGACCAAAAUUUAGAUACACAGUGGUAUCAGUGGAAGGCAACACACAGGAGAUUAUACAGCACGAAUGAAGAAGGAUGGAGGAGAGCCGUGUGGGAAAAGAAUAUGAAAAUGAUUGAACUGCACAAUGGGGAAUACAGCCGAGGGAAACAUGGCUUCACAAUGGCCAUGAAUGCUUUUGGUGACAUGACCAAUGAAGAAUUCAGGCAGGUGAUGGUUUGCUUUCGAAACCAGAAGCACAAGAAUGGAAAAGUGUUCCGUGGGCCUCUGCUUCUUGAUCUCCCUAAAUCUGUGGAUUGGAGAAAGAAAGGCUACGUGACUCCAGUGAAGAAUCAGAAACAGUGUGGUUCUUGUUGGGCGUUUAGUGCUACCGGUGCUCUUGAAGGACAGAUGUUCCGGAAAACAGGGAAACUUGUCUCACUGAGCGAGCAGAAUCUGGUGGACUGUUCACGUCCUCAGGGCAAUCAGGGCUGCAAUGGUGGCUUCAUGAAUUAUGCCUUCCGGUAUGUGAAGGAGAACGGAGGCCUGGACUCUGAGGCAUCCUAUCCGUAUGAAGCAAAGGAUGGAAUCUGUAAGUACAAACCUGAGAAUUCUGUUGCUAAUGACACUGGCUUCGUGGUGAUCCCUACUCAUGAGAAGGAACUGAUGAAGGCAGUUGCGACUGUGGGGCCCAUCUCUGUUGCUGUUGAUGCAAGCCAUUCGUCCUUCCAGUUCUACAAAUCAGGCAUUUAUUUUGAAAAAAAGUGCAGCAGCAAAAAUCUAGAUCAUGGUGUUCUGGUGGUUGGCUACGGUUUUGAAGGAACAAAUUCAAAAGACAACAAAUAUUGGCUCAUCAAAAACAGCUGGGGUCCAGAAUGGGGCUUGAAUGGCUAUAUAAAAAUCGCCAAAGACCAGAACAACCACUGUGGGAUUGCCACAGCAGCCAGCUACCCCGUUGUGUGAGCUGAUGGAUGGUGAGGAAGAAGGACGUAAGGACAGCAUGUGGGGGGAAUUUUAUCUUGAAACCAAAGGCUUAUUGUAUAAGAUGAACCACUUGAAUCAUUGAGGAUCCAAGUUGUGAUUUGAAUUCUGUGACAUUUUUACAAGGGUAAAAUGUUACCACUGCUUUAAUUACUGUUAUACACAGCUUUAUGAUAUUGAAGACUCAUUACUUAAUUCUAAGACUUUUGAAUUUUCAUUUUUUAAAAAGAUAUACGAAACAGUUUAAAAUAAAUUUUAAUUCAUAUGUAAA
This is a messenger RNA of Saimiri boliviensis boliviensis (Bolivian squirrel monkey), 1414 nucleotides long. RefSeq names its product cathepsin L2. Gene Ontology annotation, molecular function: cysteine-type peptidase activity. Lineage: Eukaryota; Metazoa; Chordata; Mammalia; Primates; Cebidae. The record is from RefSeq and is a predicted model, not a curated record. Gene Ontology annotation, biological process: proteolysis.